CCUCAAUAUCCCCCUUAGAACCUCCCCCUCUAUUUUUUUUCUGUAUGUAUAGAAAUUAGCGUAUAUACCGUCCUUUUAAUUCAAUUUUAAUUUGAUAUACAAAGUAAUAUAGAUGAGAAAAAAAAAGAAAUUUAUCGUAAAUACAUCAAGAACUUAUCUUAAGAUCUUAAAUAUCAUAUAUAAAGUUAAAAUUAAAAAAAAAAAGAAUUAUAAAACAAAUUAGAAAAAGUACAAGAAAAAUUGAUACUUCGAGUAUUAUCUUUUAAUGAGAAUAAAAAUGUUUGUUCUAAAUUUUCUAUUUCUUCUGUCUCAUAUUAAUUGAUUACUUUUAUUUUUUAUAUUUUAUGAAAUUAUAAAUAUAAAAAUAAUUUUACUAUUCUAUAUUUAAAAUACAUUUUGGUUAUUUUAUAAAUAUGUUUUUAUACAUUCAAAAUAUAUUAAUCAUAGAAGUAAAAUAAUCUUUUUUUUUUUAUAAUUUAAUAAAUGAACAAGUAACUUUGAACAUAUAUUUUUGAGUAGGAUUCAUCCAUUAAUAUAGAACGAGGGAGCAUAGAUUAUACUUCUUGGAAAAAUUUUAUAAAAAUAUUUUCAUUUUCUAUUUCCAUUUCCAUUCCAAACCCUUGAGUAUUUCUAGAAUUUUCUUGGACAGAUUUUUACUUGUCUGUACAACUUAUGUGAUGACACAUGUUGUUAACUUGUUUUCCCAUGAAACCUCCCCUUUUCCCCUUGAAAUACUCGUGAUACAGUAGUAUAAACCUAAGUCUUAUCUCUUCAAUUCUUUUUCCUUCUCACCUCUUUGUACUUUUGUUUGAAAUAGCAAGAAAAAGGAUACCCUUUUCUGGGCUUUUUCUUCUGUGUCUUGUUGUGUAUAUAUAUAGAGGUAAAGGCAAGAACUUUGAGUAGCAAGAAUGAUAGAGGUAGAAGACUUGAGUUUUGAGAAGCUGAUGGUGGAAAAUAACAGUGGUGGGGUAUGUCAAAUGGGUGGUGGUGGGGUGAUAAGAGAGUGGAAAGAUAUACCGAUGGAGUUGUUGUUGAGGAUUGCUUCACUUGUGGAUGAUCGGACGGUGAUUGUUGCUUCUGGUGUCUGUAGUGGCUGGAGAGAUGCAAUUUCUUGGGGACUCACUCAUCUUUCCCUUUCUUGGUGCAAGAGGAAUAUGAACAAUUUAGUGCUGUCACUUGCGCCCAAGUUCAUGAAGCUACAGGUUCUAACUCUUAGACAAGAUUUACCACAACUCGAGGAUAAUGGUGUCGAGACAAUUGCCAAUCACUGUCAUGAAUUGCAAGACCUUGAUCUUAGCAAGAGCUUUAAGCUUACUGAUCGUUCCCUUUAUGCUUUAGCUCACGGCUGUCCAAACCUCACGAAGCUGAAUAUCAGUGGGUGCUCUGCUUUCAGUGAUGGUGCAGUUGCGAAUCUCGCUGAGCGUUGCCGAAACCUGAGAGUCUUAAACCUUUGUGGUUGUGUUAGAGCUGCAACUGAUAAGGCAUUGAAGGCUAUUGGUUAUUACUGUAACCGAAUGCAGACUGUAAAUCUAGGUUGGUGUGAUAAAGUUGGUGAUGAAGGUGUAAUGAGUUUGGCUUAUGGGUGUCCUGAUCUCAGAGCCCUUGAUCUCUGUGGCUGUGUCCUUAUAACAGACGAGAGUGUGAUUGCCUUGGCAAACAAUUGCCCUCACCUGAGAUCCCUCGGUCUAUACUUCUGCCAGCACAUCACAGACAGGGCAAUGUACUCUCUGGCUCAGAGUCGUGUCAAGAACAAGCAUGAGAUGUGGGCGUCUAUGAAGAAGCACAGGUAUGAGGACGAAGGGCUUAUGAAUCUAAAUAUCAGCCAGUGCACUGCUCUCACACCUCCCGCUGUUCAGGCAGUGUGCGAAGCAUUUCCUGCUCUGCACACAUGCCCUGAACGACAUUCCCUCAUCAUUAGCGGCUGCUUGAACUUAACAUCAGUGCACUGUGCAUGCUCUGUCCAAGCACACCGUGCACGCGUUCUCCAUCCAGCUCACUGAGUGUUCUAUGGAGAACUUUUCCAAGUUUCGAGGCCUUCAUUGAGGGAGAGAAGAAAAAGAGGGCGAAAAUGUCAAAGACGUCCUUGUGUACGUAUUCCUUUGUGUAAAAAUUAUGCUGGACAAUCUUGGCUUGUAUAAGCCUGUCAGUUCUGUUUGUUUUAGUCUUAUGGACUAACGACUUGUUAGUUUAUGCUACUCUUUGACUUCUUUCAUGUGUUAAAUGUUUUGUUGAAAGUCAUUUAUUUCCAGUUUCA
Capsicum annuum is the source of this 2254-nucleotide messenger RNA. Its product is annotated as F-box protein SKP2A. Gene Ontology annotation, biological process: SCF-dependent proteasomal ubiquitin-dependent protein catabolic process. NCBI's taxonomy places the organism in Eukaryota, Viridiplantae, Streptophyta, Magnoliopsida, Solanales, Solanaceae. The transcript has 4 exons. Gene Ontology annotation, molecular function: protein binding. Bases 909 to 2000 code for a protein of 363 amino acids. The record is from RefSeq and is a predicted model, not a curated record. Gene Ontology annotation, cellular component: SCF ubiquitin ligase complex.